Molecule: messenger RNA, 3739 nt
Organism: Lytechinus variegatus (green sea urchin)
Lineage: Eukaryota; Metazoa; Echinodermata; Echinoidea; Temnopleuroida; Toxopneustidae
Product: putative transcription factor p65 homolog
Exons: 10
Coding region: 418-2217 (599 amino acids)
Biological process (GO): innate immune response; response to cytokine; non-canonical NF-kappaB signal transduction
Cellular component (GO): cytoplasm
Molecular function (GO): DNA-binding transcription factor activity; DNA binding
Source: RefSeq, a predicted model, not a curated record
UGUAAUUGAUAUAACCUAUCACUUUAGUAACCGAUGGUGGGUGACAAGGAUGUGCAUGUACUCUACAGCAGUUCUGAAUCCAUUUUCUUUUAGCGGAUUGGAUAUCUAAUAGGAAUACUUUCACGAGUUGUUCUCUUUUUAUAAUUCAACUAUCAACUUGCAUUUUUUUAUUAAUUAUGCCGAUGGAAUAUCAUGUGAAAUAUAGUUUAUGGCGAUUAACUGAAGCAUUUUCAUGCACAUGACAUCUUAAACCGCAGUUUAGAGAGUAGCGAUUCAUGUCCAUGUGCAUAUAUAGUAUAGCUUCAGGGAUGACUUUGUUCGGUCAGAAUAUCAUAAAUUGUUGUGUGCUAUAUUAAAAAGCUGAACAUACACCACUCCACUAUUGUAGAUUUUGACAGUGUUGACAAAUUUGCCAAGAUGAAUAGUUAUUAUCAUCAUCCACCAAUUAAAACGGAACCUGUAUCGCCAGAUGCAGAUCUCUUUGCGGUAUAUCUCAAGGAUCUUAUGAUAGGCGAUCAUUGCGGUGGGCUGUCACAAAUCGGUCCCACACGGGCUUCUUCCGAGCCGCAUAUUGAGGUAAUAGAGCAACCAAAACAAAGGGACCAUCGAUUCCGCUACCCGGUCGAAGGUCGCCAGGCUGGGAGCAUCGCCGGGGAAAGAUCUACGUCUGACCUUCCAUCGUACCCAGCAAUCAGGGUUGCCAAUUUGAAUGGUCGAGCCAAGGUAGUGGUUUCCUUGGUGACGAAGUCUGAUCCUCCCCUGCCUCAUCCCCAUCGUCUGGUUGGAGAUAACUGUAAAGAUGGUGUCUGUGUCAUGAUGAUCGAGCCACAGAGACCUGAAGCAGUCUUUCGUAAGAUCGGAGUGCAGCGUACAAUGAACAAAGAAGUGGAGAACUCGCUUGCAGAGAGAAAGAACGCCAAAGUCAGACUCCCCAUGGAAGUCAAUAAGGGAAAGACUGGGAAGAAACACAACUACGAGAUGAAGGCUGUUCGACUCUUCUUUGAAGUCUACAUUGAGACAAAUGAAUCAUCUGGCAACUAUGAUAGAUACCUUCAACCUGUCACAUCAAGUCCCAUCUAUGACAAGAAGGAUACUGUCUUGUCUAUCUGUCGUGUGAAUAUCAAUACUGGCAGCGUAGAAGGCGGUGAUGAACUCUUCAUCCUGUGUGAAAAGGUUCAGUCAGAUGAUAUCAAAGUGAAAUUCUAUGGGAAGGACCCAGAGACAAACCAACCCUGGUCAGAGUAUGGUGAAUUCAGUCCAAGUGAUGUUCACAGACAGUUUGCCAUUGUAUGCAAGACGCCUCGCUUUGUGAAUCAGAACAUCAAGGCUGCAGUGGAGGUUAAUUUUCACCUCUAUCGACCGUCGGAUGAGGAUUCGAGCAUGGACAUGACUUUCACUUACAAGCCACGUGAAUCGGUUCUUGGUCUUAGAGAUAUCGAGAAGAAAAAGAGAAAGCUGUCUCACAAGGCUCCAGACGAAUACAACAAAUACUUCACCAACAGUGGCCUACCAGUCAAGACGGAGACCCUUGGAGCAAGCGCCCAAUCCUGCAGUGGUGCUCCAUUAAGUCAUCCAGUGUCCAAUGCACCAUCAACCCUGUCAUUAACACCGGUUACCACGGCAAUGGCAUCUACAGACACCAGACGAAGUCUGCGUCAGCAUCUCAUGAGAGGGGACCCAUCUCUUGGUGUGAGUGAUGACAUCCAGCCUCUUUUUGGCGACCUCACGUUCACCGGUGGCACCGCACAGGUUCAGGAUACCAACAUACCGGUCACGUACACAAGCGGAGCCCACAUGAGCUCCAGCACCGUGACGCAACAUCAGCACCAGCCAGUGAGCACCGACCAAGGUACCCUCGACAUCCCACACGAAGCCUUCUUGAGGUGCCUGGCGACGGCUCAACCGAUGGAGGAAGAUUCCGCAGACGAGGAACGCACAACCAGCCUUCAGAGAAUAAACGCCAUAGCUCAUGAGCUCAUGAGUUCGUCUGCAGGCAUGUCCGGAGGGGCCACAGGAGGCGGUGAGCGCGUUAUCGUCGAGCAAAUGCCAGAUACUGCACCUCUGAGUGAUCUAACAUACAGUGUUCUGGAAACAAUAGACAUUGCUGCCUACCAGGAUAUCGGAAGUGAUAUCGUAUAUAGCACAUUUGAGGGCUCCGAUACGGAGAGAAAUAAUACAAGCAACAGCAACAAUAGCAACAAUAAUCCGAUGGGAUAGCAAUUGUAAGAACUUUCAUGACUCCCAACUCCGAGUUCUCGGAAAUUAAGAGAUUUUUAAUUACUUUGGAAGUUUGAUUGUAUAUACAAAACCAGUUAUCUAUUAUGCAUGAAAUUCUCAUCUUCCACACAUGUAUAAAAAGAAAAUCAAAAUUCGGAAAGUAGUUUUCAUUUGGCUAGUUAAGCAGCUUGGCAUGCAUGGAAAGUGACUGAUUACACAAAAACACAAUUUUUUUUUCGAGGGCAUUUUAACAGAGUAGUUCACAAAUAGUGCAUAUGGGCGUGCGCAACAUUGUAAAUACCUGAGAUUCAUGUGUCAUCUUUUUUUAUGUGAAUAUUUGGCAAGAAAAGUGGUUACUUCACGUGAUUUUUAAGAAUCCCACAGUCUAUUACGCAAGGCUGUAUUACCCUUAUGACAUCAUCACUGCUAUAGUGCAGCAAAUGCGGAAUGUAUGCCUUAUGUACAUGCACCAGAGGGUCCUUGAGUCGGAUAGCAUGGGGUGUAUAACAUCAUGCUCAGUAUUUCAUGUACUCGAUUUUCCCAUGUUACAAAUGUCGUACUAUUUGUGGUUUUGCACGUUAAUGUUUUUUUUGCUGCUCACUCGUUGCACUUUGAAGAACAUACGCAUGACCCACGUAGUGCAUGUGAUUAGCUACGAUCAUUCACUCGUGUGAUGAUAAGUGAUAAAAGUGUCAUCUGUAAAUAAUGUCAUGAGUAUUGUGUUUUUUCUGAUAAAUUUUCUGUGCGGGUAUUGUACUUGCACAAUGAAAUGUAGUUUUUUUUAUGUGCGAUGAUCUGGCAUUCCUCUCUUAUAUUAGACCAUAUUAAGAGAGAAGGAUAAAGGGACAGGAUUUUGCUUUUAUUUUGUAUUACUCCAAGCAUGAGUGUUGGCACAGAGGAUUGUCUUUAGUUCGUAGGGGGAAAUCUAUUGUUGCAUCCCCCCCCCAAAAAAAAAGUAUAAAGGAUAAACCUCUGCUUUGAUGCCCAUGAUUCCAAGUGCGGAUUCAGGAGGAUGGGAGGAUGCAAAUUUUCAAAUUUGGAAAGAAAACAGUGCACUGCUGUAAAAUGCCUCCAUUGCAUUGCACACCUCGUAAAACAAAAGAGAUACCUCCAUUUGUAAGCGAUGAUCUUUUUCUGUUCCCCUUUUUUGUGCUUGACAAAUUUUCAUGACAAAUUCGCCCAGAAAAGCUUGAAUCUGGAUCCACGCCCGCACUCCCUGUGAAAAGUGUAUUUUUUUUAAUAUUAUGAACUGCCAUCAGAUAGUAAUCUCUUAUCGAAAUCGACAUCUUCAAAGAAAUGUCUCUUUUUAUUUCCAUUGUGACAUGUACCUUUAAAUGUAAAUAUAUGUAUAAACACCAUUUUAUACAUUGUCUUAAAAUGGAGAGAGAUGUAUAAUCUGCGUACAAUAUGUGUUUUUCAACAGUUGAUGUCAACAUGUGCUCCCAUACAGCACUAAACAGAAUUAUUCAAAUUGGAUUAAGAAAAGUGAGUCGGAUGGUUUAUAACCAAAGAGGAGUAUCAA